UACUCCGCAUUGUCACGUUGAAAGAAUUUAGGCCAAAUCAUACAUCUUCUUGACUGGCAGUAACAAAAGACCUGUUUCGAUAUCUUGUGACGAUUGCAUGCAGCAAAAUGAUAGAAGAUACAGUGCUUAUAAUUUUCAUUGCUGUAGUUACUGCGCUUUUCAGCGAAGGACUAACAUACUUGCUGAUUUAUAGGACUGAAAAAUACAAAAAGCUAACUGCAGAAGUAGAAAAAAAUAGCAAGAAACUGGAAAAAAAGAAAGAGUCUGUUGCUGAUAUAUCAAAACAAAGUGGGCAGAAGAAGAAGAUAGAAAGAGUUGAAGAAAAAUUAAAGAGUCAUAACAGGGAUUUGUCAAUGGUGAAGAUGAAAUCAAUGUUUGCAAUUGGCUUUACAUUUACAGCCCUUAUGGGAAUGUUCAAUUCCAUAUUUGAUGGGAGGAUUGUAGCAAAACUACCCUUUGUACCAAUCCCUCUAAUGCAAGGUCUAUCGCACAGAAAUAUCAGAGGCGAAGACUACACUGAUUGUUCAUUCAUUUUCUUUUAUAUAUUGUGCACAAUGUCAAUCAGACAGAAUAUCCAGAAAGUUCUUGGUUUUGCACCAUCUCGUGCUGUCAGCAAAGUUGGAGGGGGACUCUUCACGCCGCCCCAGGCUUCAAAAUGAUUAUGUUAACAUUUUAAAUGUUUUUUUGCUAUGCAAAGUGAACCCAUCAAAACAAAUUUAAAUAUUUUUUUUGUUUUUGUUGGAAUCUUUCAUUUGUUCUUCAAUCCA
Rhopilema esculentum is the source of this 767-nucleotide messenger RNA. Its product is annotated as calcium load-activated calcium channel. NCBI's taxonomy places the organism in Eukaryota, Metazoa, Cnidaria, Scyphozoa, Rhizostomeae, Rhizostomatidae. Gene Ontology annotation, cellular component: endoplasmic reticulum membrane; cytoplasm; endoplasmic reticulum. Gene Ontology annotation, molecular function: calcium channel activity. The record is from RefSeq and is a predicted model, not a curated record. Gene Ontology annotation, biological process: endoplasmic reticulum calcium ion homeostasis.